Pimephales promelas (fathead minnow) is the source of this 4846-nucleotide messenger RNA. RefSeq names its product solute carrier family 26 member 2 (gene slc26a2). Gene Ontology annotation, biological process: sulfate transmembrane transport. The record is from RefSeq and is a predicted model, not a curated record. Gene Ontology annotation, cellular component: membrane. Gene Ontology annotation, molecular function: secondary active sulfate transmembrane transporter activity. Lineage: Eukaryota; Metazoa; Chordata; Actinopteri; Cypriniformes; Leuciscidae.
GCCUAUAUGAAUAUUGAGGGUGUUUUAGGUUUCAGAUCCAGGAAUUAGGCUAGCAGUCACGUGACCAGUGGUAACUUCUUUUCGCUGUCCACGUGAUAUUACAAACUUAUGUCUUCUUCAUAAUAUGUCACGGAAUAGAUCUUAAACUGUAGUUAGUCAGACGAAACUCUUGAGUGAUUCAGUGUCUCUCGGAAGACCAUGACUGAUUGAAACGAUCUCGUUGUGCAGACGGACUGAGCAAGAGUUUCUGGACAUUAUGCCAGUUGAAGAGGUCUGUGGUAGCGUUUCAGCAGAGGAUGAUGCUAAUCUGGGGUUGGAUGUUCCUUUCCUUUUAGAAGAGUGUGUAAAAGAGAAGGUGCCAUGGAAGGAGGUGUUAAAAAGGAAGGUGGUAAAAAAGUGUUCCUGUAGUCAUGCUCGAGUCAAAGCCUUGCUCGUAGACUCCAUUCCAAUCGUAAAAUGGCUGCCGCGAUAUCAGUUCAAAGACUGGAUCAUUGGGGAUGUCAUGUCUGGCCUUAUUGUUGCCAUCCUGUUGGUUCCCCAGUCCAUCGCUUAUUCUUUACUAGCAGAACAAGACCCUAUUUAUGGGCUCUAUACUUCCUUCUUUGCCAGCAUUAUCUACGCCCUGCUGGGAACUUCCAGACACAUCUCUGUUGGGAUGUUUGGGGUAUUGUGCCUUCUGGUGGGACAGGUGGUUGACAGAGAACUUACUCUGGCAGGAUACACAUCGGACACCAAUCAGACCAUCAUGGGAAAUUUGGACAACAGCACUGGUCUAAUCUGUGACCGAAGCUGCUAUGCAAUUAUGGUGGGAGCAACUCUAACUUUCACAGCAGGAGUUUACCAGGUGUUAAUGGGUCUCUUACAGGUUGGCUUUGUCUCAGUCUUCCUCUCCGACUCUCUGUUGAGCGGUUUCGCGACUGGCGCCUCUCUCACCAUCCUCACAUCCCAGAUGAAGUACUUUCUGGGGCUUCACCUUCCUCGUGUCCAAGGCUGGGGUUCGCUCAUAAAAACCUGGAUCAGUCUUCUGAAGAAUCUGGGUCAUACCAACAUAUGUGACCUCAUAACAAGCGGGAUCUGCUUGCUUGUACUUGUACCCACGAAAGAGCUCAACAACCGCUUCAAGGCUAAGCUCAAGGCCCCCAUUCCUUUUGAGCUCUUUGUGGUCAUUGCUGCUACUCUAGCUUCCCACUUUGGAAAGUUUAAGGAAAAUUAUGGCUCGGAUGUAGCUGGCAACAUUCCCACAGGCUUCAUGCCACCACAGCUUCCGAACUGGUCUCUCAUACCGAAUAUCGCUGUUGAUGCAUUCUCGAUUGCCAUCGUUGGUUUUGCCAUUACUGUGUCUCUGUCAGAGAUGUUUGCCAAGAAGCAUGGUUAUAUGGUGGACCCUAACCAGGAGAUGUAUGCCAUUGGGUUCUGUAAUAUUAUUCCUUCCUUCUUCCAUUGUUUCACGACCAGCGCCGCCUUGACCAAAACUCUUGUGAAGGAGUCCACAGGUUGCCAGACUCAGGUCUCGGGGUUGGUGACCGCUCUAGUGCUGCUGCUCGCCCUGCUUGUUAUUGCACCUCUCUUCUACUCCUUGCAGAAAUGUGUUCUGGCCGUCAUCAUAGUCGUCAACCUCCGUGGGGCACUGCGAAAGUUUGUGGACAUUCCCAAAAUGUGGCGUGUCAAUCGAGUGGACGCUAUAAUCUGGCUGGUUACCAUGUCUACGUCAGCCCUAGUGAACACUGAGCUAGGCCUUCUGGUUGGAGUUCUUCUCUCUGCCUUCUGUGUGCUAGGCCGAACCCAGUGUGCCCAAGUCCUUCAGCUGGGCCAAGCAGGGGAUCGUGAGCUCUUUGAGGACAUUGGGUUUUACAAGGGCCUUCAGACCCAACCAGAUGUGGCUGUUUUCCGAUACGAGGCUCCCAUCUACUACGCCAACCAAACUCUGUUUAAGAAGUCACUGUACCGCAGUGUAGGAUUGGAUCCACUUAAAGAGAAGGCCAGGCGCAGAAAACUAGAGAAGCAGAGGAAACAGAAACAAGAUGGAGAAGACCCCAAGCAAGAGAUUGAAGUGUCCACCAAUGUGUAUUUGCUAAAGCACACCAGUUUACAUGCAUUGGUCAUAGAUUGCAGUCCAGUGCUGUUUCUGGACACUGCUGGAGUUAAUGCUUUGAAAGAGGUAUGCAAGGACUACAAGGAGCUGGGAGUCAAUGUACUUUUGGCACAAUGCAACAUCUCCGUCAUUGAUUCUUUGCGUAGGGGAGGAUACUAUGACCCAAAGAAAGGAACCAAAGAAAUAAAAUUUCACACUGUUGGUGAUGCCAUCUCUUAUGCCCAAAGCUUGAAGUCAAAGAAUGGUGAUUGUGACACUGUUGUGUAAUAAUUUAUGUAUUGAUUUGUAAACAGUUGUCUUUAAUUUAAUGUUUGUCUGUUUUGGCCUUAAUAUGGAGAUUUAUAUGUAAAGGCACCCACACAGAUUGUGGACCCAAUUGACCCUUCGCAGGGAGCUUGAUUGACAGAUGAUCUGACCAAUCAUAUCUCACAAUCCGCCAUUUUGUCCGACAAAGCAGUCAGGAGAGUUAGUAGAUUAAUGUGGGAGGAUUUGAACAGUGUGUAUUGACGUCAGUUAAAACAACAUUCCUUCUUAUGUUCAUUCGAUGCUAUACAUUAACUAGAAGGAAGAGAUUAUCGGUUCACAAGCAGCUUUAACUGGUGCUCUACAGCGAUCUGUCACGACACAUUAAAGAGCCACGGUAUUUAUUCUUAAAUUUCUUUUAAAAAAUGUCCAAAUUUGAACGUAACUGAAAAGUAAACUGGUCUGUCAGCAUGUUGUCAAUCUCCUCUCUGCUCUGCGAUGUAUUCUUCACUGCGUGUGGUGCGAGAGUGGCGUAGCUUGUGGGACAUAGCGACAGUAACUAAGAGAGGCGGGUCUUUGCGAACGGUCAAUUCUCCCCUUCCUACUAUUCUAGGUUAAAAUCCCGAUUAUCUUGAUGAUUCUACAGAUUAUCUUAUCAGGUUUUCCUGUGGAGUGAGGUGUUAAGAGUGAAUGAAUCUGGUCAGAAGAACAUCGGGACCGCACUGAUCUCAAAUCGUAAAUGUCCAUCAUGUUGAAUAUUCAUAAUCAGAAAUCCUUGUUGUGGACAAACGUGCGCGCAACUCUGUAGAUUGUUACGUGGAACUAAACAAUGCCAAAUCAGAAAAUGAGUCGACGUAAGCAUAUCACAACUUCAUCCAACGUUUUUUUUCUUUUUUUUUUCUGCAAAAAAGCAGUCCAAACACUUUUAUUGCCAUUUCUUCUUGCCCGUUGUCCACCAUGUUUGUUUAUUCCAAGGUCACGUUUGACCGUGAGAGAUCUUGCGAGGUUUCCUGUUUUCACAGUAGAUGAAUAGUGGUUAUUUGACAAAACUCUUAAAUCUAUGUUUUUUUGUUUUUGUUUUUUUUUUUCACCAUUUUUGUGGACUAUGAAAAUCUGUUCUGAUUUUGUGGGCGAGCCUUAAAUGAUUCCAGAAUUAAUUUAACUAAAGGGAUAGUUCAACCAAAAAGGACAGUUCUGUCAUCAUUUAUUGUUGUGAUCUUCUGUGGAACAUAAAAGAUGAACAGUGAACAGUGAUUUUGACCACAGUGAAUAAUAAUUAUUAUUAUUAUUUUAUCGAGUGAAUGCCAGGGUCCAAAAAAGCAUGCUUCGUUUUAAAAUAAUAUUUAAAAAGAAUUCAGGUUAUACACUUUAGUGUUGACCUUUUUUAAGAACUAUUUCUUUAAGGUUCUGAAAAUGGAUAGACAAUCAUCUGUCCACAUCUUUCACCAAAAAGUGGUAUUUAAAAAAAAUAUACAUGUGCUGUGCCUUUUAAGUUUAUUAGCUCAAACUUUGUUAAAUGUAGGUCAUUGUGUAUCUCAUGGCAUUUGUCUUAAAAUUAUGCAUUUAAACAUUUUUUUAGCACAUUUAGCUUAAUUUAAAUAGCUAAAGUUCAGUUAGGGCGUGACCUUUCUUCAUUAAUAUAAAUGGUUUAUGCUAGACAAGCUCUUGCUCGUAUAUUUAUCUCCUUCUAAUCUAUUUUUGAUGAUGCAGUCAGAAUUAUGUGAUGUAUAAUCUCAUUUUUGACCUUUAUCCAGCUUAAUGGGUACUUGUGCAGGUUUAAAAGACCAUUAAGCUUGAAUGUGCUGGUUUAAAAGACCAUAAAGCUUGGAUAUAUAUACCGACCAAUUGUCUGGGUGAUUGCAAGUUGAACUUUUACACCCAGUCACCAGAUGUUUACCUCAAUUGCAGAAGAACCAGAUGCUGUGCCUUGUCACUGUGAUUGUGCAGCCACAGUAGUUUUUGAUAAUCCUUCCUUUUUUAAGCCUUUGCUGAAGAGGCCAAAUAUUGUUUGGGAAUUCGCUUUGACUCAGCUUUUGUUCUGUGUAGGGACUAAAGAGGACUUGGAUAGAGCGUUUUAAUGGCAUCAUGUCUGACCUGUUGAACAGGUCUGAAGGAGCUUGAGACAGCCAGAUCCAAUGAUACCGUGUGUUAAGUUCAGGGAACUGACACAAUCUGUCCUCCUACUGGCUGAAUUACAACCGGGUAUGAAUACAGAUUAUCCUUCUUAAAUGCUGGAGCCUUUGCAAAUUAUGUCAUUGAUCGAAUUCUAGCACAAAUAGAAAUACUGUUGAAUUGUGUAUUUAAACCUUUUAAUGCAAACUGGGAACCAGUUAUGAAGGUCUAAGCUUACGCAUGGCCUAUGGUGAUACUUUAUUUAUUGAAACAUUUCUAAUGGUUUUAAGUUAAUGCUUUUUAGAUUCUUUUAGUUUCUGUCCUUUAUAAUUACUGCAUCAGCUCAGAGUAUUUACAUAAUUGUUACAGAUGUAUUUUAUGUUCUUAAAAUAUCUCUAU